Nasonia vitripennis (jewel wasp) is the source of this 3443-nucleotide messenger RNA. RefSeq lists its product as uncharacterized. Lineage: Eukaryota; Metazoa; Arthropoda; Insecta; Hymenoptera; Pteromalidae. The transcript has 5 exons. The record is from RefSeq and is a predicted model, not a curated record. Bases 264 to 2441 code for a protein of 725 amino acids.
UGUCAGUACACGUUUGACCGGCCGUCUCUUGAUAAAGUUCAUUUUUCAACAGGGUGAUUAAAAUUCGCAUCUAUUUAUUCGCGUGUGUUCGGAUUUAAAAUAUUCAAGUUGUUAUUUCAAUUACGAACUAUAAACUGUGAGAAGUAUAAAAUAAUAACUCAACACUGAGCGAGCAGGAAAGCGGUGACCUUGAAAAGUGGGGAUCCCCCUGCAUCGCCUUUGUCUUGUAGCCCGGUUGCUGUAGCCUUUGAAACAAAACAAAAAUGGGUUAUCCAUCAUCAAGUGGAAAUAUGAGACCUAAUAGUCCUCAGAUCAAUAAUGUUACCCCACAAUCAGUAAUAGCCAGAUCAGAUUCUACGCCAUCACCAACGAUUCCUUACGAUUUUCCUGGAGUCCCUGGUCCAUCAAAUUGGCAAACCAGAAUACCUGAUAAUAACAAUCGUGGAGUAAAACGUUCAAUAAAUGAGGAUGCGCAACUUCAUCUAGAAUCCCAAGUAGAACUAAACGAUGCAGGAACACCGCAGAUCAAUAUGCCUCCCAAGAAAAUACGGUCUGCGCUUACUUCACCAAAUCAAGAUUCAAUGGCAACGUCCGAAAAUCAUAAUACAGUAAAAUUAUCUGAUAUCCUGAAGCCUCGUUUGGGAAGCAACGAUACUUUUGAAUCUUUUGAACAUUGCAAAAAGUUCCUGCAAAAUAAGGCUCUAAAGCGCAAAGAGCAUGAACUAAGGGAGCUGAUAAAAAAGCGUCAACAGAACAGUGGUCAAUCAACGAAUCUACUAAAAGAUCAAAUCAAGGUUCUUAAAAGAGAUAUAGGAGACAGUAAAUUAAUUAGAAAGAAUAUUUGCACGCACUUGGCAACCGAAACAGUCGAUGGUAAAUUACAGUGCAAUACAUGCGCAAUAUAUUUCGAUAGAAUUAAAACGUAUAAACAGAAGUCACGUUUGAUCAAUCACAUAUUGGAUUUUCAUUUUGAAGAAUUAGAGAAGAAUAAUCGACCCCCAUCAAUCAGAUUCAACGACAAUGAUUCGUUGAUAAGUUGUCAUCCUCGCAGUCCUCAUAGCCAAAUAAAUUUACUUGACGAUGAUGACAAUCCUGAUGACGCCAAUCUUGGUGACGCAUUAGUGGAUGGAGUCGACAAUAGUUUCAGUAAUAGAGCAGCUUAUCUUAUGCCGUCUCGUUCAGAUGAAAUUAGCCAUACCACAGUAAAUGAUAUACACAUGUUUUCUAGAAAUUCAAUAGAAAUAUUGAAAUCAAUUAAGUGGUUUGACAAAGAAAGUACAACAAUUAGAUUAGCACUAAAAAAUCCCGACAAAUUGAAAAAAAUCAGUGAUCAUAGAAAAAAGAUACAAAAAAACGAGAAGUACAAAUCUAUUUCUGGUACUGAAGUUGAUGAUGAUCCAGCGAUGAAGGACUGUUACAUGAGACUGAUCUAUGCAGGUCAAUUAAAUGAAAUAAAACACUGCUUGAAUAAAAAUCCAAACGCCAAGUCUUUGUGCGAAUUAUGUCAAGUGAAAGUAGUCGAGCACACUGCAACUGUAUUUGCUCAAAGCGAAAAAGCUUUAAAAGAACAAAUGGAGAUAAUGAAUAAUGAAAGGCUUGGUAAAAUAGAGAGACAAAAAAAGUUAAGAGAGUCGUAUAAAAAGGAUGCAUACAGACUUAUCAGGAUGCGUUUGGAAAAUUUACGAGAACGCAGAGGGCAGUUUAGAAUGUUACCAGAACUAGUAAGAUUUAAUGACAAAUAUUACAAGAUGCUUGAGAUAGCUUUUAACGAUAGAAUGCUUCAAGAACAUAUUGGAUUGAACGUGCAUGGAAAUGAAAUGUUUAAAUUUGGCGAACUUAGACUUUGCGGUAAGCUAAUGGAUGACUUAGCAAAUCAGUUUCUCGUAAUCGUAACGGGAACUUGCAUGAAUUCCGCACAUAACCAGAAUAGAAUAAUGUUAACAGACAAGCAUAUACGUCAAUACAAAUUAAAUUUUGUAACCACAAACAAGGAUGCAACGUAUUUCGAGUCAUUUGGCCCUCGAUUAAUGAAUCAUAUUAUAGAAAAGUAUCAAAAUUAUUUACCGGGUUCUAAAGAAUUAGAAGUGAUAAUCACGGAUUGUCUAUUGAGAUACAGUUUUCCUGAUGACGGUUCGCUCUACAGAGAUUUAAAAUUAGAGGAUUUCAUUUUCAAACAUCUCAAGUCCCCGCAGCCUAUAUUUAAAUUUCUAAUGAAUAUGAAAUUUUCAAGACCUUACUUGACACUCUUAAACAGUUUAUUAUUAAGAUUUCUAUUGAAGAUUGCAAUCGCGGUAUUGCAAUUGAAAAACAAAACGAAUUCCGGCUACAGAGUGAGUUACACGGAAUUGAUCGAAGCAUGCGAGAUAGUAGGAGUUUUUAAGUCAAGCUACACCUAUUGUCUGAAAGAAGCGUAUGACAACUAUAAUCGCAUGUUGCGGUAAAGAUCAAAUAAUAAUGAAAGUAGAAGCCGUUACGUGUCUUUCACUAGGCAUGGACAAUUACAGCGUUAACACCAUACAAUAUUCAUGCCCUAUUUUUAUUAUUAUAAUACACAUUAUUAUAAUCCACAACUAUAUUCACUACUAUGCAAUUAAAAUAAGUAUCUGAAUAUUUGUAUUUACUGAAGAAGUUGUCGGACUUCGGAGCGAGCUUUUACCUACGGUGACCCUACCUCCAGCUGCAGUUCGCACAUUAUUCGUUCAUAAUUAAUUUUACGCUAUGAAACAUAAAAUUUACAAUGAUAUUUUAUUUACGUAGGAGACUUUGAGACAUCGAAGUUUUUUUGCUUGAUUAUCAUGAUAAAUUAUCUUAUAUUAGGAUAUACUGUUAGAGAAGGGGUCACCAUACGGUCUUCUCAUCGGCGUUUUUAUACCCGGCUCUCAGCUUAACUUCGUAUAAAUUUCAUUAUGUUUGUCUGGAUUCUGUAAUACUUAUUCAAGCGCUUGUAAACGUAUACAUUUUUAUAAUGCGCGCUUUAGAACACUCCAUUUGUCUACAGCAAAUCUGAGCAUAUAUUUAUCAGUCAUAGCGAGGCUCCGACACUCCUUCGAUAAAGUUAGAGCGCUUAAUUUUUUUUUGCCAUAUAUAAAUCGAAGUUUAUAAAUUGAAUCGAAACUUUUCACAUCACAAAUAUUUAUAUAGUCGCGUACAUAUGUAAAAGUGUUCUUUUGUUCCGUGAAAAUAGUCAUCAGCAUCACAGCAGAAAUUCGCCUAGAGGCUAAUCGGAAUUUCGUAUUUUUUAAAUUAUUUACGUGCGAUAUACUAUCUACGAGAAAAUAGAUUGAACCAUUAGCUGUCUGAAUUGAUCUAUUAUUACGAACAUUUAAAUUUUCAAACGAUUCGAUUAAUUACUUGUACUGAAUUAUUUUACUAGAGUAGAUUAGAAUAGAAUACUGCUUAUAUUAUUUGUGUACUCAUGGUCAAAUAAAGGAUUUCCCCCAGUA